UGAAAUGGUGGUCAUGUGCUUUGCUGUGGCAUGAACCUCGAUGACGAGUGGACUGUGGAAAGCUGGGGCUGGACAGUGCUCUCCAGUUAUUCGUGGUCGGUGUCGGAGCAGGAGCUGGAGCUGGACCAGAGUAGUGUGUGUUGGCCGGUACAGCAGGAGGCCCCCAGCAGCAGCAGCAGCAGCAUCAUGUCUCGCCGCAGCCUGCGCCUGCACUCGGGCCCCGGGCUCUACGCGGACGAGGGCCCCCUGGUGGACCGGCACAGCAUGUCCCUGAACAUAGGAGUGGGCAGAGACGACAGGUCUAAGGGCAGGCGUUCCCAUCGUCCUAUGAAUGGUGUCCAGUCGCUGCUGGUGACGCCCCAGAAGUCCCAGUGUGGCUCCGCCCCCGGCAACACCAGCCUGCUCAGCUGUGCCCCUAGCGACGCCUCCCUGCUCUCCUCCCUCAUAGACGAGUCUUGCAUACAGGAGAACACACACAUGGACAGCUUCUGGGGUCUGGAUGGCGAGGGUGAAAACCAGCUGGAUCAAACCAUCCUGGCAGGUGGCGGUGACGUCAUGACUGCGCAGACACAGACGUCGGUGAUGAAGGGCGUGACGUGUCGAGACUGCAGUUUCCAGGAGACCUCCGCCACCUCUACCUCCACCGCCACCUCCACGCACCCUUCCUCCCACAGACACGCCCCCUCUUCCUUCCAUAGACACGCCUCUUCCUCUUCGUCCUCCAAGCCGCCCGCCCCUUCCUCAUACAGACAGCCUGGCUACUUGGCGGCGGCCUCCUCCUCCUCGUCUGCUGCUCACCAUUACACCUCGUCCUCGUCUGCUGCUGCUGCUGCGGGUGGUGGUGUGGCGCCCCCUCAUGGCACCACAGUGUACAGCAGGGACAAGGCCCGCAAACAGCGCCCUGGCGUCUUGCUGACGGUGUCUGAGGUGUGUGUUGCGUACGGCAGGCGAGCCGCAGCGUCUGUGGCGUGUGUACUCUCUCUGCUCGCACACGCGUUACUGCAGCGGAGCCCUGCUCAGGGCAAAGAUGAGCGGUCCUCCUCAGUGGCUCAGGCGUGUGUGCGGGCCUGUAGGAGAGCUUGGCUCUCUGCACUGAGGGCUUCAGGACCCGUCCUCACUGCUCUCCGCCACAGGGUGGCGCUCUCCGUCUCUCGCUUGCACGCCGUCUGUGCCGCCCGAAUGGCCCGUGGUAAAGCGGAUUGGAGGUACUGCGCCACUAGCAUGAACGGCGAUGGACACGCGGAACACGAUGGUCACGGAGAUGCAGGUGCCUCGUUAUCCAAGGGCUCGUGGUCCGCAUGGAAGCAGCUGCUCGGCCUCAUGUGGCUGGUCAGGGACUUCCUGGUUUUACGGUGCCUUCCCAACCUGUACAGACUCCUCCUCUUACUUCUACCCCUCCUCCUACUUGUGGUCUUCUGCUAUUGUAGCCCGGCCUCCCUAUGGGCCGUACUGCCAGUGGUCAACAUGACCAAUUGGAGGGCGAGUUCACUCCUUCAUCCCGCCCACUGGGAUACGCCAUUGGAAGAGGCCAGCGCCAGUCAUCAUUAUGCCCCACCUCCCCCAUCACCUGCACACCAGCCCUCCACUUCUCCUCCUCCUCCACCUGUGGUAGAUCCAGAGCGUGUGGUGCGUAUGGACCGUGUGGAGCGCUCCCUGGCCCAGCUGUGGGAGCGAGUGGCGCGGGGGGAGCAGAGGCAGCAGCAGCAGAACGCCGAGCUGCUGGCACUCUACCGCCCCCUACAGGAGCGGGUGGAGACCAUGGAGCGUGCGGAUGGGGGAGCCAUUGGGGGAGAGGCAGAGAUGUCUCAGCUGAGCUCAGAGCUGAAGCAGUGGACUGAGGCCCUGGUGGAGCAGAGACUACAGCCCCUACACGAGGAGAUGGAGAGGAGCACACACAACAACACACAGCAUCAUCAGCGGUUGGUCUCCCAGCAGCAGGGCUAUCAGACCCGCAUGGUCCAGCUAGAGGCCUUACUGGAAGCCUUGGCACACAAGACAGAGGAUGUUCAGAAGGCACAAGAGUCCAUGCCAGCUCCUAUCAUUGAUGCUGUGGACAAGGCCUCCCAUGAGGCUUUGCUGCAGGAGGUGCAGAGGCUGGAGGCCGCGCUGGCCAACAUCAGAGAAGACCUGCAAGGCAUCAUGGGAUGCCAGGGACGCUGCCAACACCUGGACAACAUCCCCAACAUGGUGUCUGCACAGGUGAAGGCGGAGCUCCACGCCCUCUUCUACGGCUCCGAUGGCGAUGUGGAGGUCGGUGCAGUGCCCGACUCGCUCCUCCCCUGGCUGUCCGCCCGCUUCGUCACCGGCUCGGACCUGCGCGCGUCGCUGGCGGAGCUGGAACAGGGCAUCCUGGGUAACGUGUCUCGACUGGUGGCCCAGAGCGAGAGGAGGCAGCAGCAGGCCAUCAACGCCCGCAGCCUGAGGGCCAGCGUGGGGCACGCCACCAGCGGCACCGGCCUCUCCGAAGAGCAUGUGGAGUUGAUUGUGAAGAAUGCUCUGAAGCUCUACUCUCAGGACCGCACGGGCAUGGUGGACUAUGCCCUGGAAUCUGGAGGUGGCAGCAUCCUCAGCACGCGCUGCUCUGAGACGUUUGAGACCCAGACGGCCCUGAUGAGCCUGUUUGGCAUCCCCCUGUGGUACUUCACCCAAUCACCACGCGUCGUCAUCCAGCCUGAUGUCCAGCCGGGAAAGUGCUGGGCGUUUAAGGGUUCCCAUGGUUACCUGGUGAUGCGGCUGUCCACCCGUGUGCUGCCCACCGCCUUCUCCCUGGAACACAUCCCCAAGACGCUCUCGCCCUCAGGACACAUCAACAGCGCUCCCAAAGACUACGCCGUCUAUGGUCUGGAGCAUGAGCGUGAGGAGCAGGGGAAGCUGUUGGGCCGCUACACAUACCAGGAGGACGGAGACGCCCUGCAGACCAACACAGUCAUGGAGGAGAACGAUCAGCUGUUCCAGAUCAUUGAGCUGCGCGUGCUGAGCAACUGGGGAAACCCGGAGUACACCUGUCUAUACCGCUUUAGAGUACACGGACAACCCAGCACACAGUGAACACACACACACACACACACACACACACACACACACACACACACACACACACACACACACACACACACA
This is a messenger RNA of Engraulis encrasicolus (European anchovy), 3117 nucleotides long. It is a transcript of the gene sun1a, whose product is annotated as Sad1 and UNC84 domain containing 1a. Gene Ontology annotation, molecular function: protein-membrane adaptor activity. Gene Ontology annotation, cellular component: nuclear envelope; meiotic nuclear membrane microtubule tethering complex. NCBI's taxonomy places the organism in Eukaryota, Metazoa, Chordata, Actinopteri, Clupeiformes, Engraulidae. Bases 31 to 3048 code for a protein of 1005 amino acids. The record is from RefSeq and is a predicted model, not a curated record. The transcript has 22 exons.